AUGCAUGGAAUGCUGCAUGAUAGGGCGGCUAGCGGUGAAGAUAGCCGAGCGCCGUUGAAGGGUGGCCUACCGGAACUGGCGCGAAAGACAACUUCCAUUUCAUCUACCUCGUCUUUUAGUGAAGAAAAUGCGCUGCAUGAUCAGGCGGCAGCUACCAUAGAACGCGCCAAGAUGCUGAUCACCCGAUUGCAAGAAUCUCCGAUGCUUACGCCGAUUGAUCACGACAAGACGGGAAACAAACAGCAAUGUAAGCAUUCAGCAUGCAGUCAGGGUAAACAGAUGUGUCAAACACCUCUGAUUCCUCAUGAAGUGCCGAGCAACGACGCUCUACCUCAGAGGCAAGUUUCAUACGCGCCGGACAACUUGUCGACACGGCGAUGUAACGAAUUUGAUAGGACGGAACCAUCAGAGUCGAGGCAACAGACACCACUCGAACUGUUUGUCCCAUCCAACGAUGAACUCUCGAAGACCUUAGAAUUGUUGGUAAGCCUGCUUUCAAAGUCACAAGAGCAGAUCCGGCAACUCAAGUUCAAAAACCUGGUGCUGAAUUCAACGUUAAAGAAUGUGGAUUCCCGUUCUGAAGUUGAGCUUAAUUUGUCCAAGCAUAUGUACGAACACGUGAAAUGCAAGCUCAAUAUAGAUAAGCAAGAGUUGAAGGAACAGAUUCGCACUAGAGAUCAUAAAAUCUCAAAAUAUCGUGAUACCAUUAUGGAGAAGAAUAAACAGAUCAACAGGCUCAUGCGCAUUCUGAAUAAGACUGCCCAGUACAUGCCCACAACGCCUAGUGUGAAGGCAAAAAGUAACAGUGGCUCUGUUAAUAGUGGAAUAACUUGCAGCGACAGCGGAAGCAAAAACGGUUCCCAUAUGCUAACCACCCUUGGGAUCCUGGCAUCGCGCGUCCUAGACGAGGAAUCAGAUUCAACGCCUGUAACUAAUAUUGCUGAGUCUGAUCACUCCAAUUGGCAUGAUAGUUCUCCGUCAUUGUUAGCUGCUGCCCCUCGUGCUUUGAAGGCCCGAAGCCACAUUGAAGAACUCCCCAAGGAACUCCCGUUAAGUAAUAUUCAUGCACAUCAUUUAAACAGCAUGCCUAAUUCCACCAAAGGUCUAGAGAAAGUUUCCAAGGUUCUAUCAUCCAAGUCUAACGAAAAGCCCAGUGCACAGCAAGAUAUGCAGAUCAUCUUACCGCAGCCUCCUGACGUCAGCGCACGCGACACCCCAGAGCAAACAUGA
Eremothecium gossypii ATCC 10895 is the source of this 1230-nucleotide messenger RNA. It is a transcript of the gene FDO1, whose product is annotated as Fdo1p. The transcript has a single exon. The record is from RefSeq and is marked provisional. Bases 1 to 1230 code for a protein of 409 amino acids. Lineage: Eukaryota; Fungi; Ascomycota; Saccharomycetes; Saccharomycetales; Saccharomycetaceae.